GAGCCCUUGUCCGGAAGAAACAUAACCAUAGAUCAGUUCCCAAAUUACAUAAAAUUAAGAUUCGAUGUAAAUUGAAAUCAGGCAGGGGUAUUUCGUGCCAUAGAAAUAUUUAUUCGAGGUCUACACUCUACUGCAACCCCAAAACCCAAAUAACUUUCAUUAAUUACUUAGCCGUACCACAUCUCGCUUUUAAAUACGACAAUCACUCCUCACCUUUCUUUAUCCGGGCUCCUCUGUCAUGGCGAUGGCGGUGACCAGACCUUACCCCUUCUUCGUCUCUCUCCUUGCUAUCCUCCUUGUCGCCAUUGGCGCUUCGAAGCGCCUCGAGUACCAAACCCUAGUCGUCAACCCCCUCCGGAGCUCCCCCGCCUUCCUCCCUGACGACGACUUCCUCACCUGGACUGCCGACUCUCAAACCCUCGCCGACGAGACGGACCUCCCCAAUGCCGGUGGGGCCGCCUUUCCCUCCUCUCUCCACGUCAGCCUCGCCCAUAGGGACUCCCUCCUCGCCGCCAACUCCACCCCGGAGCACCUCCUCCGCCUCCGCCUCGGCCGCGACGCUGCCCGGGUGGCCAACCUCCACGAGAUCCUCGAGGCGGCGACGGCGGCGGGGAACGCCACCCGUGCCGCCGGGGCUCGGCCGAGGGGGUUCAGCGCCUCGGUGGUGUCUGGGCUUGCCCAGGGCAGCGGGGAGUACUUCACCCGAAUCGGGAUCGGCACGCCGGCGAGGUACGCGACCAUGGUGCUCGACACCGGCAGCGACGUGGUGUGGCUCCAGUGCGCCCCCUGCAGGCGUUGCUACUCCCAGACGGACCCCAUCUUCGAUCCCCGCCUGUCCCGCUCCUACGCCGCCGUCCCCUGCGAGGCGCCGCUGUGCCGCCGGCUCGACGAGGCCGGGUGCGACACCCGCCGUCGGUCGUGCCUCUACCUGGUCUCCUACGGUGAUGGGUCGAUCACCGCCGGCGAGUUCUCGACAGAGACCCUCACCUUCCGCGGCGGCGUCCGGGUGGCGCGCAUCGCGCUGGGGUGUGGCCAGGAUAACGAGGGGCUCUUCGUGGCGGCCGCAGGGCUGCUGGGACUCGGCCGGGGGAGCCUCUCGUUCCCGUCCCAGGCCGGCCUGCGCUUCGGCCGCCGGUUCUCUUACUGUCUGGUGGAUCGGACUUCCUCCAGCUCCGCCGCCUCGCCGGUGAAGUCCUCGUCGCUGGUGUUCGGCGACUCGGAGUCGGCGGUGCCCGGGCCGGGGGCGGCGGUGGCGUUCACACCGAUGUUGCGGAACCCGAAAGCGGACACGUUCUACUACGUGGAGCUGACGGCAAUCAGCGUGGGGGGUUCCCGGGUGGCCGGAGUCUCGGCAGCGGGCCUUGGGCUGAACCCGGCGACAGGGAGGGGAGGGGUGAUCGUGGACUCGGGGACGUCGGUGACGCGGCUGGCGCGUCCGGCGUACGCGGCGCUGCGGGACGCGUUCAAGGCCGGGGCGGCGGAGCUGAGGGAGGCGCCGGGCGGAUUCUCGCUGUUCGACACGUGCUACGACCUGGCCGGGAAGACGGAGGUGAAGGUCCCGACGGUGGUGAUGCAUCUCGGCGGCGGGGCGUCGGUGGCGCUGCCGGCGGAGAACUACCUGAUCCCGGUGGACACCAAGGGGACCUUCUGCUUCGCCUUCGCGGAGACCGACAACGGGGUGUCGAUCAUCGGUAACAUCCAGCAGCAGGGGUUCCGGGUGGUCUUCGACGUCGCCAGGUCGAGGGUGGGGUUCCUGCCUCGCGGGUGCUAAAUUGCCAAUCUCGGUGGGGGCGGCGGUCGGCGUCGGGCGGAGAGCUCAAAAGGCUUCUCUGUCGCGCCCGGUGUCGUUACCGCGCCGUUACGUUCUAUCACUAGCAUCAAAUUCUGUUAAGCAGCUUGAAAAGAAGCGAAAGAGUGAAGUGUCGAGUAAAAUAGCACUGUGACCUGGUUUACGUUUUUCGCUAACUUAAUGAUAACUUUUGUGAGGUUUUUUUUAUUAGUGCGUUUACUGUUGCUUUCGAGUCCA
This is a messenger RNA of Phoenix dactylifera (date palm), 2026 nucleotides long. The record is from RefSeq and is a predicted model, not a curated record. Lineage: Eukaryota; Viridiplantae; Streptophyta; Magnoliopsida; Arecales; Arecaceae.